Messenger RNA from Sphaerodactylus townsendi, 2162 nucleotides. Its product is annotated as prolactin-releasing peptide receptor-like. Lineage: Eukaryota; Metazoa; Chordata; Lepidosauria; Squamata; Sphaerodactylidae. Gene Ontology annotation, molecular function: neuropeptide binding; neuropeptide Y receptor activity. Bases 227 to 1276 code for a protein of 349 amino acids. Gene Ontology annotation, cellular component: neuron projection; plasma membrane. The transcript is spliced from 3 exons. Gene Ontology annotation, biological process: G protein-coupled receptor signaling pathway. The record is from RefSeq and is a predicted model, not a curated record.
UGCCAGAAAAAUCUGCCUCUGUCCCUUUAAUUUCUUGAACACCAAACAAUUUCAUUGGUUUCACAAGCUAGAUGCAGCAUAUUGACUCAGGAACCCAACGAUAGCAAAGCCAGGAUUGUCUCUUCCUUAUACUGAAUAACACAGUUUAUCUGUGUAAAGUAAAAUUCUAUGCUUACCUGGAAUGUUUAUUACAUAAUGGGGGACCUGGAAGCAUUAAUAUGGUCCAAUGUCUGAAUUUUUGGAAGGCUCUGGCACCAUCCCCACCAACUACACUUUAAUGGCCCACAACUCUCCUAUGAAUGAGACAAUGGUUUUCCAUGGCUUGCAGUUGGUUCAUCGGCUAAAAUCACUGAUUAUUCUGAUGUACACAGGUGUGGUAGUUGUUGGGAUGGUAGGCAACUACCUUCUGGUUCAUGUCAUUCUGCAUGUGAAGAAGAUGCAUAACGUGACCAACUUCCUUAUUGGGAACCUUGCUCUUUCUGAUGUGGCCAUGUGCACCACCUGCAUCCCAUUCACUCUUGCCUACAUUUUUGAGCCUCGUGGCUGGAUUUUCGGCAGCAGUAUGUGCUACUUUGUGUACUUCAUGCAGCCUGUCACAGUCUAUGUCUCUAUCUUCACCCUGGCCACCAUUGCUGUAGAUCGAUACAUUGUCAUUGUGCACCCACUGAGACGUCGAGUGUCCUUGCAGCUCAGUGCUUACAUGAUUCUCUUCAUCUGGAUUCUCUCCUGCUGCUUGGCAUUGCCAGCCAUGGCACAUACCUAUUAUGUGAAGUUGGGUCAACAGGGAGUCAUGCUUUGUGAAGAGUUCUGGGGGGACCAAGAGCAUCAGAGACAAAUCUAUGCUAUGUGCCUGCUGCUCAUCACCUACCUCUUUCCUUUGCUGGCCAUACUAGUAUCCUACAUUAAGAUCUCUCUCAAGUUAAAGAACAGGGUUAUGCCAGGUAGUGUGACUCAAAAUCAGGCUGACUGGGAUAGAGCUCGGAGGAAAAAGACAUUUUGUCUCUUGGUUAUGGUAGUGGUAGUCUUUGGGGUGUGCUGGCUUCCCCUUCACACCUUCAACCUUAUUCGAGACGUUAACAUUAGUGCUAUUGAUGCUUACUAUUUCAGUCUGGCCCAAUUAUUUUGUCAUUGGUUUGCUAUGAGUUCUGCAUGCUACAACCCCUUCAUUUAUGCUUGGCUACAUGAUAGCUUUAGGGAAGAGCUUAAGAAAUUACUUGCUUGGCACAGAAAAAUAAUUCCUGCUGGGCAAAGUUUAACUGUUAGCGUUGUUAUCUGACCAGCUUUCCUCGUCUUGUGAUUAUCACUGAGCCCUUAAUAUUUAUGAGCAGAAUUAUUCAAAAUUGCAAAUAGCAGACAAUGGUUGUGACUUCUGUGCUGGGCAAGACCCAGACCUCCUUCGGUUGUCAUGGUUUGGUCACAAUUAUGUAUACAUGUAACAUAAAUUCACUGUCUGAUUUGCACAUGAAUUCUUUGAAGGACACAGUUGGGAAAGGAAAAGGCCUUGGAGAAUAGUAUUUGAAAUAAUUUUUACUUUGGUCCUUAAAAACAUUCUGUAUAGACAGUUUUCCAGUGUGGAUGUGUUGGCCCAAGAAAUGUAUUUCUUUGUAUGAUAUUGAAGAUGUUUGUUUAGCGGGGAUGUGAAUGUAAUUAAGAUCUAAUUUAUGUAUUUAAAGCUGUCAGUUUAAGGUUAUGUGUGUGUCUGACUACAGAGGCAUAAUCAGAUAGUUGACAUAAAACUAGUAAAAUUUCAGCAUUUUAAGGUAUAUGUUGUGAAAAAAUGUUAACUAUAUUUUGUAUGUUUUCAGUCAUCUGAAAUAUUUAAAGCAGUAUUUUCACAAUUUACAGUUGCUAGAAGAUCUUAAAUACAGAAUUUUCUGUCUCUUUCCUCCUCUCUCUGAAUCUCAUCAAGUCCACACAUUCACAGUUUUUCCCAUAAGAGGAAGGAGAAUAUAUAAGUUUUACUCCAUACUAGAGAACAUUUUCAUUGUUAGAAUACAUUUUUAUUAGUCAAAAUGUUACAUGAUUCUAAAGGUACAUAGUUUUAUCUAUUGGAACAAUCGUGAGACAAUUGUGUCUUCGUUGUUGCUAGGGUAUCUCAAAAUGAAGGAUCAUGAUGUGUUGUAAUGCAUAAUUUUAACAUAUGUUAUCUGUUAAUAAAGACA